CCAGGACCCUGCAUUCACUAUAUCUGGUCUCCCCAGACCCCGCAUUCACUAUAUCUGGUCUCCCCGGACCCUGCAUUCACUAUAUCUGGUCUCCCCGGACCCUGCAUUCACUAUAUCUGGUCUCCCCCCGACCCCGCAUUCACUAUAUCUGGUCUCCCCGGACCCUGCAUUCACUAUAUCUGGUCUCCCCGGACCCUGCAUUCACUAUAUCUGGUCUCCCACAGUACACAUAACAUGGAAAUGCAAUCUCCGAAGAAAAAAAAAACCUCUCUAGCAAUACACACCAAACUGAACAUUUGUAGAGUGACUCCACACGAUAUGUAU
Staurois parvus is the source of this 324-nucleotide messenger RNA. NCBI's taxonomy places the organism in Eukaryota, Metazoa, Chordata, Amphibia, Anura, Ranidae. The record is from the annotation of a GenBank genome assembly.